AUGCAUCUGCGGCGCCCGGACGGGUUUGACGGCUUGGGCUAUCGAGGGAGUGCACGGGAUGAGCGGGGUUUUGGCGUCGCUUUCCCUGCAAGCUCCUUCAGCGCCGGGUCGGACCUGGGCCACUGGGUGACCACUCCCCCAGACAUUCCGGGUAGCCGCAACCUGCACCUCGGGAGGGCGAGGGGCCGGGGGGAGGAGGCCUUCCCCGGGGGUGCCGGCGCGAGCAGCGAACAGUUGAGUAGAUUUGCUGGAUUUGGUAUUGGGCUUGCAAGUCUCUUUACAGAGAAUGUACUGGCUCAUCCUUGCAUUGUUCUGCGCCGCCAGUGUCAGGUCAAUUACCAUGCUCGGCAUUAUCAUCUCACUCCAUUUACAGUUAUCAAUAUUAUGUACAGCUUCAACAAAACUCAGGGACCAAGGGCCCUUUGGAAAGGAAUGGGAAGUACAUUUAUUGUCCAAGGAGUCACACUUGGAGCAGAGGGAAUAAUCAGUGAAUUUACACCUUUACCAAGGGAGGUUUCACAUAAAUGGAAUCCUAAACAUAUAGGAGAACACCCUCUGCUGAAAUCAUUCCUAACUUAUAUGGUGGCAAUGCCUUUUUAUUCAGCAAGUCUAAUUGAAACAGUACAGAGUGAGAUAAUUGGAGAUAACACUGGAAUUCUGGAAUGUGUUAGAGGCAUCGGAAGAGUGAUUGGCAUGGGAGUGCCUCACGGCAAACGGCUGCUUCCUCUUCUCUCCUUGAUCUUCCCUACGGUCGGGGUUCUUCACUACGUCAUCAGCUCAAUCAUUCAGAAGUUUGUCCUACUAAUUCUAAAGAGAAAGACUUAUGCUAGCCACCCAGCUGAGAGCACUAGCCCGGUGCAGAGUAUGUUGGAUGCUUAUUCUCCAGAACUCAUUGCUAACUUUGCUGCCAGUCUUUGCUCUGAUGUUAUACUUUACCCCUUGGAAACAGUGUUUCACCGCCUUCACAUUCAAGGAACACGCACAAUAAUUGACAAUACAGACCUGGGCUAUGAAGUGCUUCCAAUUAAUACCCAGUAUGAGGGAAUGAGAGACUGCAUUAAUACCAUAAAGCAGGAAGAAGGAAUGCUUGGUUUUUAUAAAGGGUUUGGUGCUGUUAUAAUACAGUACACACUGCAUGCAACUGUCCUACAAAUUACCAAAAUUAUUUACUCUACACUUCUUCAAAAUAGUAUUUGA
Molossus molossus (Pallas's mastiff bat) is the source of this 1197-nucleotide messenger RNA. RefSeq names its product solute carrier family 25 member 46-like. Gene Ontology annotation, biological process: mitochondrial membrane fission; mitochondrial fission; axon development. The record is from RefSeq and is a predicted model, not a curated record. Lineage: Eukaryota; Metazoa; Chordata; Mammalia; Chiroptera; Molossidae. Gene Ontology annotation, cellular component: mitochondrial outer membrane.